Molecule: messenger RNA, 583 nt
Organism: Hyla sarda
Lineage: Eukaryota; Metazoa; Chordata; Amphibia; Anura; Hylidae
Exons: 2
Coding region: 41-583 (180 amino acids)
Biological process (GO): DNA integration
Molecular function (GO): nucleic acid binding
Source: RefSeq, a predicted model, not a curated record
CAAUACAGUCAUCUGGGUGGUAGUUGAUCGAUUUUCCAAAAUGGCUUAUUUCAUUCCUUUGCCUGGUUUUCUAUCUGCUCCGCAGCUGGUGAAGUACUUUCUUCAGCAUAUCUUUUGCCUUCAUGACCUCCCGUCUCACAUCGUUUCUGAUCGAGGAGUGCAAUUUGUUUCCAAGUUCUGGCGAGCUCUCUGCUCCCGUCUCAAAAUCAAGCUGGACUUUUCUUCUGCUUACCACCCUCAACCCAACAGUCAGCUAGAGAGAGCUUCUUCUGGAGUACCUGCCGUAGAUGAACCAGUACGGGAUUUUAAGAUCAUUUGGCAGGAGACCCAUCGUUCUUUGCUUCACGGUUCCUCUUGUAUGAAAUCUCAAGCGGAUAAGAAGAGAAGGUUUUCACUCCUGGUGAUAAGGUUUGGCUCUCUUCUAAAUACAUCCGUUUCAGGAUUCCUGGGACCGUUCGAGGUUUUACAAAAAAUGUAUUCAGUUUCCUCUCCUGUGUCUGGUUCUUCAGAUAUCUUUGAAGUGAAGGAGAUUAUGGCGAUGAAGACGUUAUUUUUUAGUAGACUGGAAGGGCUUCGGUCCUGA